UACUCGAGCCAGUUGCCGGCAGCAACGCGUCGCGUUCAAUCGACAGCGGUUCGACACGUUGACGCGUUCGAGCGAGGAGAUCGACAGUGAACCGAUAGAAACUCGAAUUCUAAGGUGAAGUCCGCUCGGGAAAUCCAUCGUUCGAAUUUUCCUCGGUCGAUCCGGCCAACUUGUUGAAGCCCGAAGCAACAGUUUGCCUUCGGAACGCGUCGCUUUCCUGGCUUCCGGAGAUAUCCGCCGCGUUCCAUCGAUUAUUCGCCUCCCUCGGCGCGUUGUCUGGCUGCUGAACGUUUGAUUCGCGGCUCCUUCGCCGACGGCACCGUCCGUCCCGAGGAAACGGACUCGCCUGACUACGUCGACCCGGCGCGACGAACGAGGAAGCGAGGCGAAGGCGGCGGUGCGAAGGAUGAAAAUGGUCGGCGCGGAAUGGACCGGUUGGCUGCAACGAUGCCGAGAGUCGCGCAGGCUGAUUCUCGUGAUCGUCGCCAUCGCCCUGCUGCUGGACAAUAUGCUGCUGACCGCGUUCCGAUCAUCCCGGAGUUCCUGUACGACAUUAAGCACCCGAACGCGACCCUGAGCCAGUUCCUCGAGGCGGAGAACGCCCACGGGCGAGCGACCCUCGCCGCGAACCACCGCGCGUUCAAUCAAGCCCUGAACCCCAUCAGGACGACGCCGAGCACGAAUGCGAGUUCCAGCUCCAGCACCACGCCGAAAUGCCCCUGCGCCCCGAACAGAGGCAACGACUCUCAGCUGGAGUUCCUCUACGCGACCACCACCCUCGCCAACGAUCUGCCCGUGGACAGCGCGGCGAGCGACAACUUCACGGAAUGGAAGGAGAAGGAGCAGCGACACCGCGAAUUGCUGGAGGAGACGGUCGCCGUUGGCAUCAUGUUCGCGUCGAAGGCGUUCGUGCAGCUGCUUGUCAACCCGAUCGUCGGUCCGUUGACGCACAAGAUUGGGUACAGUAUACCGAUGUUCACCGGCUUCAUCAUCAUGUUCUUCUCGACGCUGAUUUUCGCGUUCGGCCGAAGCUACGGCAUCCUCUUCCUGGCGCGAGCGCUGCAGGGCGUCGGCUCCUCGUGCUCGAGCGUUUCAGGUAUGGGCAUGUUGGCCGAAAGAUACCAAGAUGACAAGGAACGCGGAAACGCGAUGGGCAUCGCGCUGGGCGGACUGGCGCUCGGAGUUCUCAUUGGACCGCCGUUCGGCGGUGUCAUGUACGAGUUCGUCGGGAAAUCUGCUCCGUUCUUGAUACUGUCGGCGCUGGCCCUCGGCGAUGGACGUAAGUUUCUUCAACUUCUGGUGCUGCAACCGUCCGUGGUCUACACCGAAGCGGAACCGCCAUCUUUGAAGACGCUGAUCACCGACCCCUACAUCGUACUGGCAGCCGGUGCCAUUACGUUCGCUAACACUGGCAUCGCUAUGCUCGAGCCGAGCCUUCCGAUUUGGAUGAUGGACACGAUGGGUGCGAGUCGAUGGGAACAGGGCGCCGCGUUUUUACCAGCGAGUAUCAGUUACUUGAUCGGCACCAAUCUUUUCGGACCGCUCGGACAUAGGAUGGGACGGUGGUUAGCCUCCCUGGUUGGACUUGUGAUUAUUGGCAUCUGCUUGAUGUGCAUACCCUUGGCUACGAAUAUCAAUCAUUUAAUCGUACCCAACGCUGGUCUGGGAUUUGCGAUCGGUAUGGUGGACAGUUCGAUCAUGCCUGAAUUAGGAUAUCUAGUGGACAUAAGGCACAGCGCUGUUUACGGAAGCGUUUACGCUAUCGGAGACGUUGCGUUCUGUUUAGGUUACGUGAUUGGUCCCGCGCUGAGCGGUACACUGGUGAACAGUAUCGGAUUCGAAUGGAUGUUAUUCGGGAUCGCGAUCUUGAAUUUCCUGUACGCUCCGUUGAUGUACUUCCUGCGAGCACCGCCGACCAAAGAGGAGAAGAAGUCCCUGAUAAUCGGCGAGAAAUCGUCUGUGCGCUACAUAACGUACCAGAACGAGGAGGACGAACAAUAGAUAAGAGGACGCGCUUCCCGACCAAUACUUAGCCAUCCUCGAGACGCGACGGUGGAACCAUAAGCUCGACGAUGGACACGAUCGUCUAUCGAUUCUCGGAACCUUUUCCUUCUCGUUGUUGAAACUCGAUGUUCGUGUAUAAGUACGUAUGUUACCGUUCCCCGGAAUGUUCCCGCGACAUUGUUGUAAAAAUCGAGCAAGAUCGAUUCCCCCUUUCGUGUUCGACGAUUCAAAUAGCGACGCCGUGCGAACCGUUUGGAAAAAGUACUCCCCACUGUUCGAAGGAACAAGAAGCUGCAUCAUUGAUGAUUCUCAACUGCAGAAACGACCGCGUUACUUAUCCGAUGCACAUUGUAUAUACGCGUAGCUCUAGACAGUGGAGGAAAGGAGAUGUCAGUAUCCGAAAAAAUGGCCGGCCUCGACAGCGAAUCUGCGUGUAUCGGAAUUAUUUCCGUGAUCGGUAUUCGUUGCUCUAUAAGUACCUACUCCGCGAUGUCUUCGGCCGCUCGUGACGGAAGCGUUAUUUAUCAUUCGCGUGUACGUGUGCCUGUAAAUCUUGACUAAAUCGGUAGAGCCAGACUCGGAGGACCGCCUAAUUUGGAUUCCCUGAAUGGCUGCAGGGAAACCGAUCGCGAAACCGGCGGUUAGGUAUCAUGAAGAGUUCUCCGGAACUUUGGGAAUUCGACAGUAAUCCGUGAACAUUGUACAUUGUAACGUAAAUCGGUUCUUCCGUUCCGAGAGCCGGAGUCUCGCGAGCUUGAUCGUUAGCAGAUGCGGUCCGAGCGUCGAUUCGCAUCGGUGAAUCGAGUCGACGAGCCUGCUUUUCGUUCCUUUGUGCUUCCGUUCUUAAUUCUGAUCAUUGAAAUCGCGAAAUUCCCUCGGAGAACGAUCCACGGCUCAUUAUGGGUACGAUACUGUCGUUCGCAAACGCGAGGUAGCGUGAUACGUUCGUCGAAUUUGCAAAUUACAUAAGGUAAACGUCGCGUGAAUUCGAGGUGGCACAUUCAAACGAUGGAGAAACGUUUCCGUUUCGUUUGCGCUGGAUCUCGCGAUAAGAAAUAUUCGUGUGACAGGCAUAUUAUAUAUAUAUAUAUAUGAUAAAAUGGUACACGUGUAUAUUUGCGAAACGUUGCGUAAUAUGAUGUAACGGGUCGCCUGUUCUUCUUCAAAAUAGAUUCAAUUGUUCGUAUAUAUAUAUACAUACAUGUAAGUAAGUACGUAUCGAUUGUAGAAAGUAUAUAGCCAAUCGUAAUAGUGUAAAAGUUUGCGGAAAUGAUUGUAACCCGCUCCUUCGUAUUUGUGAUUUCGGUACCGAAGUGCUGCGCGAAACGCGUCGUCCGAUCGUACGGGUCCUAAGCUACUGUGAAUAGAAAACGUGUCUAUAAAAGAUACAGCUGUGCUUCACGUGUAAUCUUCGAUAGUCGAAUCGUGGCUCGGUAGGAUAGAGAAUAUAGAGAAAUGUCUUAACAUUAGAACAACCACUUUCGUGCUUCGUUCAGCGAGUUGACAAGCUGCAAUAAUUCCGAUAUUCCCGCGACGGAACUAUACCUGUAGUAAAUUCGUGAAGACUAUAGAAUUCUGAUAACAUUUAUCGCUUACUUAUACAUCGGAGGGAGAAUUUAGGGAAUUAGGAUGAUUCUGAGGUCCAUCGCAACGAACACUUCUUAGCCGAGGAACAGCGAACUGUUUGAAUGGAAAGUGGCGAAGAAGAGGAUAAAGGGAAAUGAAAAUGAGAGAUCAGAAGAAGAGGAAGAGGAAGAAGCUAGCCGAACACAAUAACGUAUAGCAAGAUAAUCGCGGAAAGUUUGCCAACCAGGAACGGAACAACACGGUGAAGUAUGCGUUCACGUGUUCACCGGUCCUCCGCGAAUUCGAUGAAAUCCACAAGGUUGCGACCGAUGGUGCAACCUACUCCCGUUGAAAAGAACGAGUCAAUUCGAUUUGCAAAUUCGCUACGAACCGUCAGUCACGCGCGUCCAUCGGAGGGAACGAGGCGCGGACAAUGCUCGAGAUUCGAAAUCCUUGGGAAACCGACGUCGCCAUUUUAUAGGGGGUAAAGAAUCGCAUCGGGAGACGGCGAGUCGCCUUCGUUGCGUCGUAAUGGCGUCAACGCUGUUCACUGCGUUCUCAAAUGUAUACAUAUAAACGGUGCGUUGCGCCGCUCGCGUCUAAGAUCCUUCGGACUUGUGUAAAUAUCGAAAACAUGGAUGUAUGUAUUUGAACGUGUACGUAAUUAUAGUGGAACGUAGCAUGUCGUACCUGAUUCUUCGAGCCAACUCUCUCGUUGGUUUCGCUUUUUCCCUCUUUUCGUCCAGAGUCGCGUAGAACGUCGAAUCGUUCGAACUCCGUUACUCUGCUUGUACAAAACGUGUAUCUCGCUUGUUUGCUUACGUACAGUGUUACGCACACGCAUACACACACGUGUACAGGGUACUUACCAGAUGACAAGAGGAAAGUAUUAAUCGGGGGCGUUGAGAAGAGAAACAAUAGCCACUUUACCAACGCGCGAGGUAAUUUCAUUGUGCUCGUGUAGCUGAAAUCUACGACAAUUGCGAGACGAGACGAAGCAGCGAACACGCGUUUCGCAUUAUCCCUUGACCCCUAUCCUUCGACCGAUCUCGAAUCUGAAUCGCGACACCGUGUACUGCUCGAUCCGAUUCUAUUCGACGCUUUUAGAUGUACCUUCGCGCCGCGCGAGGAGAACGGAACAAAAUCUUAGCGAUUAAUUCGUCGACAGCUGCUAUUGUGAACAGACAAUAAGCAACGAUCACACGGAGAUGAACGAUCGUUUGAUCGGUUCGCGUCGAGUAAGGAAUAUAUCUCUGUUAACUGCACCGAAGAACGAACGAACGAACGAACGAACGAACGAACGAACGAACGUCAGUCCUAUUAAUCGUUUCUAUGCCUAUGCAUGACUUUAUUUACCGUUACUCUGCGAGUACAGUACGCUCCUGUACUCCUCUAUGGUCGUAACUAAAAUAUUUAAUCAGCUGGUGUAUGGGUCCGAUACUUAAUGCCUAUGUAGUUGUUGAGAAACAACGAAAUUUGGAAACAAAAAAGCAAAAUAAAGGUGUUUCUUCUAUUAAAUAAACGACGCGAUUGCGACGGUGUUCAUU
Nomia melanderi (Alkali bee) is the source of this 5117-nucleotide messenger RNA. The record is from RefSeq and is a predicted model, not a curated record. Lineage: Eukaryota; Metazoa; Arthropoda; Insecta; Hymenoptera; Halictidae.